AUUGAAAUAUCGCUAGUUUGUAAAUUUCUCGCCAAGGGCGAUGUCGUCGUGCUAAGCAUUCUCUGAUUCCAGAAUGAUGACAAGGAUAUCGUUAAAAUUUUAUAUUAUAUUUAUAAUAACAUAAUUUUGUGACAUAUUUGUUUACAUAUAAACAACCAGUCGUUAUAAUGCCAAUAUUGAAUAUCCACAUUGUAUUGUAUGUUUUCUGUGGUUGGUGGUGGUGUUCUUUUGACAUCUGUCAAUUUACAAGAAAAAUUUGAAAAAUGUUUAAUGGAAAAUUAUUAUUUUCCGUGUUCAAUACAGCUUUAAAAAGUUACUCGUCCAAGAUUGUCAGUGUGGGAAAUAGUAUUAAUCUGCCAAACAUAUCGAAUCCUUCGUUAAUCUCAUGUUAUUCGACAUCUUCUGACGUCGUCACAUACGAGGACAUAAAACAAAUAAAAAGAGAUGAUAACGUAACAUUGAUUGAUGUUAGAGAACCCCUGGAAUUGAUAGAAACAGGGACAAUACCAGGCAGCAUAAAUAUUCCAUUAGGUGAAAUUGAAGCUGCAUUUACACAAACACCCAAUGAAUUGUUUUUAAAGAAAUAUGGAAGACCAAAACCUAAUUCGAAAGACCCCAUCAUAUUUUCAUGUAAAAGUGGAAAGAGAAGUGCAAUAGCCCAAAAUAUAGUACAGAACAUUGGAUAUUCAAAUGUAAGGAAUUAUUUAGGAGGUUGGACCGAUUGGGAAACCAAGCAAAAGUGAAUUUUAAUAGAGGAUCUUAGAAUUGAGUCUGUUGAAUUUUUAUGAAUUUUAUGCUGUUGCAAAUAAAAAGAUUUUGGCUGUUCAUUUGUUGGAAUAAAAAGUACAUCAUCUA
Messenger RNA from Aethina tumida (small hive beetle), 855 nucleotides. Its product is annotated as rhodanese domain-containing protein CG4456-like. The coding region runs from base 264 to 743 and encodes 159 amino acids. Gene Ontology annotation, molecular function: thiosulfate-cyanide sulfurtransferase activity. The transcript is spliced from 4 exons. Lineage: Eukaryota; Metazoa; Arthropoda; Insecta; Coleoptera; Nitidulidae. Gene Ontology annotation, cellular component: mitochondrion. The record is from RefSeq and is a predicted model, not a curated record.